AUGAAAGCAAUAGUAACAGUUCUAUCCCGAUCUAGAGCUAGAGUUGACAUACAAAAUCAUGAAAGUCUGGGACCUAAUGGGGGAUUUAGUUACUAUGUCUUUAAGAAACUCCAUGAAAGCAGACAAUUUUCUCAACUUUUAAGGCUAGGGGAAGAAUUUCCUGAAGAGCUAUCUCUUUUCCUUAGGGAGUAUCAAGAUCUUCUUUGGCUUCAUGAUUUGUUCCUUCAUCAGUUUUCCUCUGCUUCAGAAUCGCUUCAUACAUUGGCCCUCAUGCAAAACAUGCAAUCUAAUUCAGUUGCUGAAGAGGAAGGAGAACAGGAGUAUAUGAAGAAGAAACUAAAAUUGUCUGACAGAAAAAAUCUUUUAUAUCUAUCUAAGAUUGCUGCCUUCGCAGUUCUUCGGUGUGUUAUUGUUGUCAUUCCAGUUCCUCUUUUAGCUUUACCUAAUGUGAAGUCUGUUUGGCCCUUGCAGAUGUGUGGCCUCGCUCUAAUGAGUAGUAUGAUGAUAUCUGAUCACAUCCAUUUCGUUUUUGUUCUCAUGCAAUCGGGCCCUGUACUAUUUACUGGUAAAGACCCUGGUACGCAAGUCAAGGUGGACCGCAUUGAGGCUGAUUUGAAGAUUCUAAAAUUACAGGAGGAAGUAAUGAAACGUUCUCUUUCCAUUGAAGAUACGCAGCUUGUUGAAGGUGAGCUGCUUCAUCCAGAAGACUUGAUUAAAUUGUGCCUGGAAAGUGAAGAUCAAGAGCUCUCGCUGUGGGCAUUUGACGUUUUUGCAUGGACCAGUUCCUCAUUUAGGAAGAUCCACAGAAAACUUAUGGAGGAUUGUUGGAAGAAAGCUGCUAGUCAGGAUGAUUGGAGCAAAUUCCACGAUUCAUACCGAGCUGAAGGAUGGAGUGACCAGGAAAUCCUGCAAAACUUAAAAAAUACCAUACUUUUUCAGUCUUCAAGUAGGUGUUAUGGACCUGGAAGUGAAACAUUUGAAGAAGGGUUUGACCAAGUAUUGCCCUUGAGGCAAGAAAACAUGGAGACUUCUAUUUUGGGGGACAUGGGUAGUUCAGUUGAAACAAUAUUGAUGCAGCACAAGGAUUUUCCAGUUGCUGGCAAACUUAUGCUAAUGGCAAUAAUGCUUGGUAGCGAGCAUGGUGACAUGAGAAUAGAAGAAAUGCCUUCCCCAAUGGAAUAG
Sphenostylis stenocarpa is the source of this 1182-nucleotide messenger RNA. The record is from the annotation of a GenBank genome assembly. Lineage: Eukaryota; Viridiplantae; Streptophyta; Magnoliopsida; Fabales; Fabaceae.